AUGUGGCUGGCUCGACCUGCUGCCAAAGUGUUGUGGAAAAGGCAUCAGAAGAAAAAGCGCCGAAAGAAGAACAAUCCAAGUUAUUCUGCUUCAAAGAAACAACCUAAAAGCAGUCGAGAUCGUUGGUGGUCGGGCAAGGGACAAGAUAGCCCUCGAGAUCAAAGAUGGUGGUCAGAGGCAGGGGCAAAGAUAACUCCAGAAGAAAAGGCAAUGGAGAUGAGAAGUUUAGCAGACAAAGCAUCGAGAUUGAGGAGACAAGAUGCAGAAUUCGCCAAGGAAAAGGAACGAUUUGAGGAGAAAGCCCACGUCGCCAAGAAUGACCAGAGAGAAGCUGCGGAAGUGUUAAGAGAGAAGCACAGGGAUGUAAAAAGAGAUGAAUCGGAAUUGAGGAGGCGUGAAUCGGAAUUAAGAAGGGAGAAAUCUCAAUUGAAAGCAAAAUAUGCGGCAAUUCGAGCGAAAGAAGAGAAAGUCGAAGAUGAAAAGGCGACAAUUCGAGAAGAGAAGAGAAAUCUUCGACUUGCAAGGGAAAGAUUGAUGGAGUAUAGCGAAAGAGUGAGAGAAACAAUCGACAGGGCGGUGGACUAUGUGGGUGGGUACCAUGAAGAAGACGAGAAGUUGCCGACGAAGCAACUGUGGAUUCGACGAAUAUUGUUCAUGUUUACGGGCUUUCCUAUUAUCGGUUUAUAUUUCGUCGUUUUGACGGGAUGCAUGGCCAAUAACGUGAUAUCCCGAGCCUUCUUUACCAUCAACGUAUUUAGCGGCGCAUCUGACGAGUUCAUCGUCCCGAAUUUUCGAGUUGGUUAUUUUGGAGUCUGUGCUAUCAUCCCUAGUACAGGUAAAGACGUCUGCACACCCAAUUUUCCCUACGGUCGAACCGCCAGCAGCGCUGCUGCCAUCGUGCAAGCCGCACUCUUCAAGGGAAGCACUGACACGUCUACCGCGGAAAAUAUCGAACUUGCAGUCGGUAUUCAACAAAAACUUCUUCCUCUAAUCCUCGUGCCUUUCUUUGCUUUCAGUAUUGGAGUCCUCUGGACGAUCUGGACUCUUCCUACCUCCAAAAUGGCAUCCGCGAUAUUGCAGUGGAGCGCGGGUAAUAUGAUGAGUGCAGCGGGGAGUAUUAGUACUGCUGGGGGAGCAAUUCAGUUUGUCACGAGUAGGAGCACGGGGCAACAGAUUAGUAGGGGGUUCCGUUGCAGAUUGGACAGUAUGUGA
Molecule: messenger RNA, 1212 nt
Organism: Botrytis fragariae
Lineage: Eukaryota; Fungi; Ascomycota; Leotiomycetes; Helotiales; Sclerotiniaceae
Product: putative reticulocyte-binding protein 2
Exons: 3
Coding region: 1-1212 (403 amino acids)
Source: RefSeq, a predicted model, not a curated record